CUCCCCCCUUUCCCUCCCCGAAAACGCGAGGGGCAUGCAACGUCGGGGGCUGGAUCCUCGCACGGACGUCGCAACCCUCGUGUGUGUCCACGUCAUGCGCGACAAGUCUCGCGAUUUUGCGCGCGCUCAGCUUCUCGUUGCGCGCGCAGCCAUCGCGUGGGGGUGAAUCGGCAUCGUCGGGGAGGGGUUGUGCAUCGCGACCGUCCACCGUAACCGAGAGAAGGUGAGAAUUCGCACAGAGCGGGUAUCGAGCGGUGUGUGCGUGCGGUAUCGCCUACAGGGAGCACGACCACUCUCUCCUCUCUCUCUCUCUCCGUCUUUUUUUUCUCUCUCUCUCUCUUUGCCUCUUUCUCUCCUCUCUCUCUCUCUCUCUCCUUCUGUGCGUGUGAUCCCGCACGAUUUUUACCGCUCAUGUUUCGUUGGCGAUUUGUGUGUGUUCCUUUAUGAAAGCGCGUCAUUGCCGCGCCGCGACGGACCGUUAUCUCGCGGGCGCGUACUUAUGCUCGGAUCCGAAUCGCGACUGCCGUCUGAUAAUGCCCCUUAUCGUUGCCGCGCGCGUUACGUGACCCGCGACGUUACGGGAGUCUACGCGACGAGCAGCAGCAACAGCAGCGGCAGCGACGGCAGCAAGACCGACGGUGGACGGUCCUCGUGACACUGUUGGAGAACGACGGGGUGAACGACGAUGGAUCGCAAGGCGAAACUAUAGCCCCCGUUGCAGUUCGCGAUCGGAUUCCCAUAAAUAUCGCCCUGCUUCGUAAUAAUAAUAAUAAUAAUAAUAAUAAUAAUAAUAAUAAAAUACUUCCCCGUGUCGGCCGUGUCGCUCUUAUUAGAUAUCGUAUCACAUAUCCUAGCUUCAUAUCGAUCAUUCGUCCCGUAGCACCUCCGCAUCGCCCGCUUUCGAUCAAACAGAUCCGUGCUCCGAGUUAAGCGCGUUGAUCGAUAAAAACGACUGUGUCGUGUCCCCGAACGCGGACUGUGCCGAAGAAUUACGGAAAAAGCUGUGAAGUUUGUAUGCUCUUCGAGAAAAGUGGUGCCUAAGCGUGAUUACAAGGGGAGAGAAAAAAAUAUCUUAGUGCCUACAUACACACACACACACACGCACACACACACACACACACAAACAUACACGCGCGCGCGCGCGCGCAAUGCGUGCGUAUCGAUGAUUCGCUUGAAAUACCGAUCUAUCGUAAUCUGUACCAUCUAGCACGCAUCUUGGGAUACGAUUGCGAUGCUCCUUUAUCACUCGCCGAUUAUGUAUCACGCCGGAGUAUCGAAGUAUCUACGAGAAAGCGCACAGAGCGUGCGGAGGGACGGUGGGGACUAAAGAGGAGGCGAUUACAAUAGAAUCAACGGUAUUUGGUAAAUAUUUCGUUUUGAAUUCGGGGGACGAAUUGCAGUAUAUUAGGGAUCGAGUACACGCAUGUACUCGUCGAGAAUAUCGCGCGCGUGGGACUCCGGCAAUCGGCCUGCUUUCGCGCCGAGGAUCGUUUCCCCGCGGACAGACUGAAAGAUCGCCCUUAUCACUCGCGUUAGUAAUGUCGCGAUUAAUGCUGUGCAAUCUCGGCAAUGCCUCGACGGCGGGAAACGAUACGAACAACAACGCAAACACGAACAGCAGUAUGGAGGACGACGAUUCUUAUCCACUGCCUACAAUCUAUCGCUGCCGUGCACCCAUAGCAAGUCUGGAUUGCAUGGAAGAGUUCAACGGCGGCGGAGGCGGCGGCGGCGGCGUAGGUGCAGACUCGGGCGUGCACUGCAGCAACACGACCGGAACCAAAGAGCAGCUACUAACUAGCUGCAUUGCCGCACAAGCGCAACGUUUGCAGCACCCCUCGCCAGGUAUUCGCUACCGCAACUUGGGCAAAAGCGGUCUACGUGUUUCCAAUGUUGGAUUAGGAACGUGGACCACCUUCGGCGUGGGCGGCUGCGGCAGCGAGGAGACCGCGGAGGCCGUCGUCGCGCUCGCCUACGACAGCGGGAUUAAUGUGUUUGACCUAAGCGAGGCGCACAGCGGCCACCGCGCGGAAAUCCAAUUCGGCCGCAUCCUGCUGAGGCGCGCCUGGAAUCGUUCCAGUUACGUCGUGACGACGAAAAUUUACUGGAACACCAAGACCGAGGGUCGCGGGCUAUCGCGGAAACACAUUAUCGAGUCCGUGCAAGCUUCGCUCGUCAGGCUGCAACUGUCGUACAUCGACAUUGUCAUGAUCCACAAAGUCGAUCCAAUGUGUCCGAUGGAAGAGAUCGUUCGCGCUAUGAAUUACGUUAUAAGCAAGGGUUGGGUAAUGUACUGGGGUACGUCGCGAUGGACAUCCGUGGAGAUUAUGGAAGCUUACACCAACUGUCGGCAGUUCAAUUGUGUGACGCCGAUCGUCGAGCAAGCGGAAUACCAUCUGUUUCACAGAGAGAAACCUGAGCUCUAUAUGCCAGAAUUAUAUAACAAAAUUGGCGUUGGUUUAAUGGCAUGGUCCACCGUCACCAUUGGAAUGGUCUCUUCAAAGCCGGAAGAUUGUGGAGUAUCGUUCCUCUCGAGAUCCUCUUAUAAAAACAAAUACUCUUCGUUUAGUUGGACGGAGGAUGAAACUCAAUCUUUGUACAAGGAGGAGUACGCGUGGAAAGAUAAAUCCGCCGACGAUGAGACUCGGAAAUAUUCGGAUAAAUUGCGGGACGUGUGCGCUUUGGCCGAGAGACUGGGAUGUUCUUUCGGACAAUUGGCCAUUGCGUGGUCCUUAAAGAAUGAAAGUGUUCAGUGCCUUCUGCUCGGUGCAUCCAAUAUAGAUCAAUUGUACGAGAGUCUCCAAAGCUUACAGCUUAUCCCAAAAUUGAACGCUAGUAUAAUGAGCGAACUCGAGAGGAUUCUUGACAACAAACCGUCCCGACCGCCGAUGAUAUCCACCCUGGCGCUUAGAUGACAAUCGAUGUGCCCCCACGGCAGCGGUGGGGGCUCCGUCGAGGAUGCGGGUAGCCCGAAGAGCGAGGGCGGCAACAGUCAGGAUCAGGAGCAGACCAAGGAGGUGAAUAACAAGAUGCCGUUCUGCGAGAUACAGUGAGAUGCGCGGACGGCAAUCUCGCUGCCCUAGGUAUUGUCAAAGCCCGCAAGGACCGACAAUGGACGAAUAUGAUCCAUCCACGCGUCUCUCGUCCAAAUCCACGCUUUCACCCCUUCGGUCGCGGCGUAGAUCGAGAUUGUACAUACGACACACACGAGUCGAUGACAAUACUUACUUAAUUACGAGAACAACAUCCGGGAACUUACCGCGACACGGGGAGACACACCAGUCGGGUUACUUCUUCACGCACGAUAUUUAUAUCUGCUCUCUCGCGUACGUCAUUUCGUGGACUAUAUGUAGAUAUGUAGAUGAGGAUAUAUAGACGCGAUGUCGCGCACGCGGGAUCUUCCCCCCGUCUUAUAACGGAAUCGCAUGUCGCGCUUUUUGAAAGCAUUUUCAGAGAAAUGGGUAGGCUUAUUCCACAUAAGUCUCUCUGUAAGUCUCUCUCUCUCUCUCUUUCUCUCUCUUUCUCUUUCUCUCUCUUCCUCGGCCGAAGGAUUUAUCGUCGAGGUUUCCAUUCGCGAUUCCAAGUGUUCAUUAUUCUUAGCGUUAAUGAUCCCGUUUGCUAUUCAUCGUAGUGAAUGACCAGGAAUUUGGGGUGUCUCCACGAGUGUUCAGCGAAAUAGAUUCGUUCUGCCACUCACUGGUCGAAUAAAGGCGAUUUGCGAGCGAUAUAGCACGUCGAUUAUCAUCUAAAAAUUACGUUAUAGAUUGUAAGAAUUUAUCAAGAAUGAAUACUAUCAGUAACGCUGGGCGUUCUAAAUACUCUAGCCAGUAUUUUCAUCUCUAAUACGUCGCACAUUACUUUGUUAAUCCGGCGAUCCAAUAUAUAUUUCUUUCGUUAAAACUGUCGCGCUUCAUUUUCCGCCAAUUUCUUUCUUUUUAUUUAUUUAUCUAUUUUUAUUUUCUAAUUAUCUCGUAUUUUUGGGAGACGCGAAAUAAGCAGUGCGCAAAUUUUUCAUAAAACAGAAAAUAUAUAGUAUUACUACGAACUUAUCCCUCGUAUAAAAAAUACUUGAGAAAUUGAGUUCUUUUUUUCGCGGAUGAAUGGAAAGACAGAAAGUAAGUUGAGACAAAAAAGAAGGAAAAUCGGCGAUAUAAUGAAAAAAAUAAAUAUAAAUAAAUCAAUAAUUAAAAUGAGCGAAAAAUUGACCGGUAGAAAAACGAAUUUUUUUUAUUCAAAAUCUCUAGUCCUUUAAUUCCAUUCACCCAUCAGGCUUGGAUGUAAUAAAUUUCUUAACGGUUACAUUUUACAUUUAUAAUAUUUUCGCACAAAUGUUUCCUAAAAUGUGCACGUUUGCCAUGCACUAAUUAAUUCGCAAACUCAGUUAAACUGAUGUAAACUAACACGAUAGACUUACAAGGAAUCUUUGAAAAGCCGGACACAUAGUAUGUGCCCAAAAGAUCUAUAGAUAUCAAUAGAUAUCGUUUCUAUAAAAGAGAGACGUUUAUUUGUUUAUCGCCCAUACAAGAACUGCACAAAAAAAUACAGCACUCUCAAGAAGGAUCAUUUAUCUUGAGGAGAGACUUGCGAGAUUCAUGUAGUGAUCUCUACAACAACAUCUAUAUGCAAAAUAUUGAGAAUGCUUCUGAGAAACGUAUCUUUUUCUUGAUUUAUCUCGCGAUUUCUUUAAACCAAAAUGUGACAUAAAGGGUCAUGAUGAGCAUCUUUAUUAUAAUAAGCGCCGUUUUUUCAGUCCAUUCAAACAUUGCUCAAAUAUAACAGAUUGUGAGAGAAUUUCCCGCUAAAGACGUAUGUCUCAUAUUUAAAAUAUAUAUAAAAAAAUAUCGCGCAUUAUAUACACAUUCUUCGAAUUAAAAUCUGCAGUCGAUUUUUUAAUCAAAUUUCGAUGAAAUCCAUUCUUCAAAAUUAUGCGUAUGCUGAUAUCUUACAAAGUAUAGAUACAUAUACAUAUAAGCAGGUACACGCGAGAGACAUAAAAAUAUUACAUAUAAUCUUCUUCGAACCAAAACACACUGACGUGCGUUCGUUUUAUAUGAUUAUUUCUUUUGAACUUUUCUCACAAAUGUGCGAUAUACGCAUUAUCAUACUUUACAUCCGCGCGCGUGAUGUAAGUCAAACUCAUUUUUACGUGUAUGUAUGAAUGCAUGUGUGUGCACGCGCGGGGAUUUUCUUCGCACUUUGUAUAAAUACCAUUGACAUUCCACUUAAUCUUGUCAAGCCAAUUAUCGAUGAUAAAUGCGAGAAAGCCUCUUGGAAAUGAUGUGGCAUGCGCUCAGAGAGAAGGGGGAAUAAUAAUGGAAGCUGCCAGUACGCUUUUAUCGCGCGCAAUAUGAUCUCUUCGAUUCAGAACUUUUAUCCGAAACGUUAUAUAUAUAUAUAUAAAUACAGCGAGAAAUGAUCUAGCGUAAAUAUUUGGAAAUGAUAGAGGGGAAAUAUCGCGAGCGAAUAUAAUAGUACACUCGCGUCAUGUAUUGCAAAUCGAAAUAAAACGAUCUCACCCAGAGGGAUUAUAAUUGUCAUCGAGAGAUUCGUGGAUCAUUCGUUUUUUUUUUUUUUUUUUUUUUGUACAUUUCCGAAUAUUUGCGACGUAAAAAUGCCAACGGCGCGAUCUACUCUUGUUACCGACGAUCGAGAGAAUUAUCGAUGGAAGCUGUUAGAGAGAUAAAGAAACGUGAUAUUGACUGAAGUUCAAGUUAACUUCAGCGCUGAAAAUAGCGAGAGAUUGAUGAGAGAUCGUCUACCGGUGUCGCUCCGGCAAAAAUAAAAUAGCGACACGGCAAACAAGUGAAAUUGACAAUGCUUUAUUUAGUCAUGAGUAUAAUUUUAUAAUAUGCCAUCAGUUCUUUGCGCGUGACGAGCUUCUGCUUUACAAUUGCUAUUAGAUAAUUAAUUCAUCCUAACAAAUGCUUCAGAAGAGGAAGGGAUAUAUUUCCGGAGAACAGUCUUAAUUUGUCAUUUUACCACGCUAUGUUUCGUUGUCCCAUGCUAUAUUAUCUCGCUUAUAAUAUUAUAUUAGUAUCUUAGAUCGAGUCAGAUCGAAUAAAUUUAUUCUUAAAAUCAAAUUAGACAAAGAGGUUUCCUAUAAUAUAAUUAUUUGAAAGAUAUAUAUAUGCUUAAUUGUUUAUCAUAUUUCAAUACAUAACAAAUCUAUGUUUUAAUGUUUGUGCAGUUUUUAUACUUUAGGUUUUUUUGUAUGUACCUUAAUAAAGAUGAAUAUAUUACUGCAAUAGAGAUGUCACAGUAUCAAUAUUAUAAAUUUUGAACACGUUAAAAGCAGACUGCACGAUAAUCCAUAUAAGAUAUUUUAAAGUCAAGGCGAUCCCGCAAAGACCAGUUUUCACCAUAUAUAUAGCUUUUAGCAAUUAUAUUAAUAUUAAUAAUUUUUAUUUAAUUUUUACAUAUUGUCCAUAAAGGACAAGCGUUAUAUGUCAACGAUCGACCAUAAUUAAUAUAAAAAAGAUAUAUCUAUAA
This is a messenger RNA of Formica exsecta, 6486 nucleotides long. It is a transcript of the gene Hk, whose product is annotated as voltage-gated potassium channel subunit beta-2. Bases 1539 to 2912 code for a protein of 457 amino acids. Gene Ontology annotation, molecular function: voltage-gated potassium channel activity; transmembrane transporter binding; potassium channel regulator activity. Gene Ontology annotation, biological process: regulation of potassium ion transmembrane transport; potassium ion transport. The record is from RefSeq and is a predicted model, not a curated record. Gene Ontology annotation, cellular component: cytoplasm; voltage-gated potassium channel complex. Lineage: Eukaryota; Metazoa; Arthropoda; Insecta; Hymenoptera; Formicidae. The transcript has 9 exons.